CGUCUGUCAUUGAUUCCUUGGGCAUCUACUUGCUUCACUCGGGCUAUCUAGAACUACCUUAGGUUAGGUACCCAGGUGCCUUUAAGAUGGCAGCUGGAGAACCUAUCUUAUACAGCUUGUACGUCUAUGCUCCCGACAAAGCGGCAGCGAUAUUUUUCGCGAUUGCUUAUGCCAUUUCGGCCAUAUUUCAUAUAUGGCAAUGCUUGUUAGUAUACUCGUUCAACUCGAAUCCGAUCGAUUUCCAAUACCUAACCGUAAUAGUCGUUAUGGAGCUUUCAAGUUAAUCGGUCUGCAUCCCCUCUGUGCAGUAUUAUUCGCUAUCGGCUAUGCGUUGCGUGAAUAUGGCGCCUAUAACUACAUGUAUAGCGUGGCCACGAAAACUCCCUUGAUCAUGUUUAUCCUUAGCCAGAUAUUCAUUUUCGUAUGCCCCCCGCUUCUGGAACUUGCCAACUACCAUGUCCUGGGUCGUAUAUUUUCGUACGUGCCUUGGUGUGCACCUCUUCCCCCGGCUAGGGUUCUGACUAUAUUCGGUGGUCUCAUGGGACUUGUCGAAUUGCUGAAUUCCUUGGGUGUAUCACUGUCUUCGAAUCCGUCGUCCUCGAGCUCAACGCAAUCUCUUGGGAGUAACUUGACGAUAGUGGCUCUCGUGAUCCAGCUCUUCCUCAUCUUCAUAUUCGUUUGCCUUGCCGGUAUUUUCCAUCGGCGAUGCUUGAGGGCAAAUGUGCAAGUUAGAGGUGUUAAGAUUCUCCUUUAUACCUUAUACGCGAGCAUGGCCUUGAUACUCGUGCGCUGCAUUUACCGACUGGUGGAGCAUACGGGGAACACGAACGUGGACCUCGACAACAUCGAGGCGCUCAGGAACUUGAGCCCCAUCUUGCGUUACGAGGCUUUCUUCUACGUGUUCGAGGCGACCCUUAUGCUCAUCAACUCUAUCCUCUGGAACGUGUGGAACCCCGGCCGUUUCCUGCCGAAGGAACCCCAUAUCUAUCUUUCGCGUGACGGGACUGAAGUUCGUGGGGAAGAGGAAUCGGAUGACCGACCGCUCCUGGCCAAGAUUCUGGGCCACUCAAUGCUAUUCGGCGCCUUUUUCCGUAAGAAGAAGCAGACCCGAGAAUUCGAAGAACUCUCCGAAUAUCCAGGUGCUGAGCGUUCUAGGUAGUUGCUACUGAGAAGAUGUUAUUUAGGGGCUGUUGCGAUUAUAAUAUUCUACCAUAGCUGGCUUAUGGUGUGACUGGGAGCAAGGUAACUACGGUUCUUGGGUUAGGUGAUAGAAAC
Messenger RNA from Daldinia caldariorum, 1275 nucleotides. RefSeq lists its product as uncharacterized. The record is from RefSeq and is a predicted model, not a curated record. The transcript is spliced from 4 exons. Gene Ontology annotation, cellular component: membrane. Lineage: Eukaryota; Fungi; Ascomycota; Sordariomycetes; Xylariales; Hypoxylaceae. The annotation marks the transcript as partial.